Messenger RNA from Botrytis sinoallii, 597 nucleotides. RefSeq lists its product as uncharacterized. Gene Ontology annotation, molecular function: proton-transporting ATPase activity, rotational mechanism. NCBI's taxonomy places the organism in Eukaryota, Fungi, Ascomycota, Leotiomycetes, Helotiales, Sclerotiniaceae. The coding region runs from base 1 to 597 and encodes 198 amino acids. The transcript is spliced from 5 exons. The record is from RefSeq and is a predicted model, not a curated record. Gene Ontology annotation, cellular component: proton-transporting V-type ATPase, V0 domain. Gene Ontology annotation, biological process: proton transmembrane transport.
AUGAGCCUUACAUAUGGAAUUGGUGGUGCUACCACAGCGUUGGCAGUGGUUGGGGCUUAUAUGCUCUUUACUGGCGAUGGAGAAGCUUUCAAUUUCGGACAAUUCCUCGAGGAGAUAUCGCCAUACGCGUGGGCAGACAUGGGUAUUGGCAUGUGUAUAGGAUUGUCAGUUGUUGGGGCAGCAUGGGGAAUUCUGAUUACCGGUUCUUCGAUUCUCGGUGGUGGUGUUAAAGCUCCUCGUAUUCGAACCAAGAAUCUUAUCUCCAUUAUUUUCUGCGAAGUAGUCGCCAUUUACGGCGUCAUCAUGUCCAUCGUCUUUUCAUCCAAGCUCGGUCUCAUGGAGAGCGAAAACCUUUAUUCUGCCAGCAACUACUACACUGGAUACGCCCUAUUUUGGUCUGGCAUAACAGUGGGAAUGUGCAACUUGAUAUGCGGUGUUUCAGUCGGCAUCAAUGGCAGUGGUGCUGCCCUGGCAGAUGCUGCUGACCCAAGCUUGUUUGUCAAGAUUUUGGUUAUCGAGAUCUUCAGUUCCGUACUAGGACUUUUUGGUCUCAUUAUCGGCUUGUUGGUUUCAUCAAAGGCACCGGACUUCGAGUAG